GAUUCGCCUGCCGCUCCAGUCUCGACCCCCUUUUCCCCUCAGGUCGUUUUCUGGCAGCUCGACGUCCCCGGCACGGAGACCCGAAAUACCUCCGCCAUGGAGCUGAUUUCCGGGCACAUACCGCCUCCUACCCCAGGCUGCCCGGACGAGCUUUCCUGGGCGACGACCACGACGACAUCCUCCUCUACAAGUGUCGACUCCUCGGUCGCCGUCCCCUCCCAGCCAGCGGACGGUCAGUUAGAAGGCGAUCCACAUGGAAAACAAGAUGCUCUGAACUCCGGCCGCCGUGCCAGUCAAGGCGAGUUGUAUCUGCAAGAAGCCUCGCCAAAGAUGGGCGGCGACGACACGUCCUCCCUCUCGGCGGCCAAUGGCGUAAACACGGCCAAUCAGCAAGUCAUCGCAGACUCGGCCUCGCCCAUCGCGCCAAUUACACCCGAUGCGAUCAACAAACCAGAGUCAACCCUGAAUCUUGACAUUGGUGCUCGUCGCCCACAUCCAGCUUCGCAAGGAGCCUCCGCAGAGACAGCCGUCACCGCAUCGACAUGCUCGACAGCCAAUCUUCCAGCCAUGACCCACUCGACUUCGCUCACCUCGCCAGAGACAGACCCAGGGCACAAGGGAAAAGAGAAGGCCGGGGAUGAUAGUCCGAGAGACGAUGCAUUUGACACUGCAAAUGCCGCUGCCAAUCUCGUCGCCAACCGGAAUCCCACCGACCGUGGAGCAGCUCGCGACAUCCCUCAUGUGGCAGUCUCGUCAUCAAACCGUACGAAGACCGCGCGGUCCUUUGUUAUCUCCACGGGAGCGCUCGCUCGGCGUGGUCGAUGCCAGUUUCGGUUCCCAAAGGCUCCAAUGGGAAGCCCCAGACUGCCAAAUGCUCACAUCAAUCAAGGCGGCAGGCGGCCUCCGCAUACCCGUCAGCCUCCCGCGGUACAGCAGUCCAGCACAGCUGUGCCGCUCGAAAGGCCUGUGACUAUCAACAUGGACGGAACACCUCAUGUCUUGGGCGGCUUGGUCGAGGAAUCCCUCGGCUGCAAGGGUUCGCUCUUCGCGAAACAGGUCCAAGGGGAUCCGUCGGCGCCCACUAAGACCAGAGUCUCCCGACACGAGUUCUGGUCCUUCCCGCCGCCCGACAUGGGCGAACAUAACCGUGAGUUCGCAAGGGAGCUGGAAGAGAGCCUGCCGGUUGUCGAAGGCUUUGAUGCCGAUUUUAUCGACACCUACGUCGAGCGAUAUGCUGAGCGAUCCGUGCUGUUCGCGAACGCCAUGCAAGACCUCAACGACACCCUCGACGUUGUCCUGGGGGAGUUCCUGUCCAUCAAGAAGCAGCUUUCCGAUUUGAAUGACACACGUGAAUCGAGUAUCUCAGACGCAUAUGCUAGGGUUCCGAAGCUGACCCCCGCGCAGCGAAAGAGGGUCCUUGCGGAGGUUGCUUUGGCGGAGGCGCCACUGGUCAAGGAACGGGAGGUUGUCCAGCAUGAUCUUAUGAAGCAGGUCCUCCAUGGGCGUGGUAAAAUCGCACACGCGCUCCUGUAUGACUUUCGCGCGGCCAAGGUCAUUGAAGAAUCGCGGACCCGAGCAGAACAGAGGAAAGUGGCUGAAGAACACAACACAGAACUCGGUACCGCAGGUACAAUGCUUGGGCUGCGCGGCAGUCUGAGCUCACAGGACAAUCCGACCCGCGACGCCAUUAUGCAGAACGCUCGGUUCGUCGUCAACGAGAGAAUGGGUGCCUCCAGUCGGCCGGGCCAGCCCGACGAGCCGGCCUUCAUCCCUCUCGCUUCAAACCUCGACAUUCUGAUCACCAGGGUGCCGGACUGGUUCAGCAUUCUAGAUGCCAAGGGAACUGUCGAACUGCACGGCGCCACCCCUUUGGACAGGUACAAAGAACUCAUCCAAGCCCUCGGGGAUUCGUUUGUCAUUGGAAGAGACGAAGAAGGGGCCGCUGCGGAACGGCCCGCCAGACCAUUCACAAAAGAGUUCCACGAGCCGAAUCCCGCCUGGCCGGACCCCAAGCAACGCCAAUGCGGAGGUUGGUGGACUUGUCGCAGCGGUCCUGGGGCGUCUCCUGCCGAGCUUAGUUGUAGGCUCUGCCAUCCAAAUGGCGUCGUUGGGGACAGAGAGCAGACCGCUGCUCCUCGAUCCAUAAUGGAGGAACACAAGCAUAUCCUUGCUGAGAUCGAAAAGGCGAUGGCCGAAGCCAACAAGAAGGAACAGCUGAUGCUCAAGCACCGAUUGCAGCAAGAACAAGCAGACAUCAGCUCGUCUUGGCAACAGCGCGAGCUGCGCCGUUCGGGAGGUGGUUUCAAGCCCGACGACCUGCUUAAUGGCGGGAACGUCAAUAGUUUAAACCACCGUCCAACGGCUGGUCGGUCACAGUCGUGGCCCUGUGACAUCCCGUCUCAGUCUCGGGAAAUACUUCGUGGUGCGCCAGGGGAGGCUGCAGAGUGCCCAGGCCAGAUCAAACCACCAGCCCCUUUGCACCGCCAGACCUCCUUAGCCCAGCCGCAGGAGCUUCUCGUUGGCAACGGGAAAGGGCCAGAGCUGCUCACGGCCAAGGUAACCUACGGGGCGGAUUACCUGGGUCGGACGCCGUCUCCCCAGCCAUUGCAACCACAGGUUAGUCUAUUCGGCGCCCACGAGCUGCUAGUUGGAAGGCCAGCGGAUGCGAAUCGCCCCGGGCAAGCGGCGACGUCUCAACUGCCCAUCCGUCCGGGUCCCUCCCGAGGCUGCGGACUCCGCCAGGUCGAACCGACCAACACGGAGAGCUCCGCGUCCCAGGCCGGCCGCCCUCAAGCCAGCACCCAGGAUCCCCGGAGCCACAGCCAACCGUCGCAGGCGCCCUCUCCGCGGCUCCUCCGGCCGGCAAUUCGGCGGUCGUCAACGCGUCCCGGCUCCAGAAAAUCCGUCACUUUCAGGGAUUGAGGGGUUUUUCUUCUUUUCUUCGCUGUCUCUUUCCAGCUACGCCUUCCUUCUUGCGUUCUUUUCCUCCUU
Molecule: messenger RNA, 2991 nt
Organism: Thermothielavioides terrestris NRRL 8126
Lineage: Eukaryota; Fungi; Ascomycota; Sordariomycetes; Sordariales; Chaetomiaceae
Exons: 1
Coding region: 97-2922 (941 amino acids)
Source: RefSeq, a predicted model, not a curated record